Molecule: messenger RNA, 933 nt
Organism: Blepharisma stoltei
Lineage: Eukaryota; Ciliophora; Heterotrichea; Heterotrichida; Blepharismidae
Source: the annotation of a GenBank genome assembly
AUGGCGCAAUUGCUUAAUCCUAUUGAACUCGAAAUUUCUUCUCAAAUUUCCACCCUUAAGCUGUUUGAUGAAAAUUUAGUCGUAGGCUGCAUAGAUGGAAGCGUCCGUGUAUUAGACCUCGUGACUCAAAAAUGAAAAUCAGAAAUUGAAGCUCAUACCUUAGGAGUUAAUGAAGUGCUAUGAGACAGAUGUGGAAAAUAUAUCUUUUCUUGUGCAGAUGACGGAACUACACAGAUAAGAGACAUUUCAGGACAACUUAUGACAACCCUUUUUGGGCAUACGAAUUAUGUUCAGUCUUUAUCUAUUGAUCCUAAGAAUUUAUUGAUUUUGUCUGGAGGAAAUGACUGCUCAGUGUUUUUGUGGGAUAUAAGGAAUAUUAGUGAAAUCAAUAGUUUUUUUCAUAUUCAUAGAGAAACUAUCACUUCUGUAGAUUUUUCCAAGGAUUCUUCAGUGUUUUUAACAGCUUCUUAUGAUGGAACUAUGCAUGUAUGAGACACUAUGAGCUUAAAUAGCAUAAAAACGAUUUCUUACUCCAAAAAUGCCCCUAUUUCAAGAGCUAAAUUUGUAGGCGACAAUGGACUGGUUGCAAGUGCAUGCUUGACUAAUAAAAUUUAUAUGUGGGAUAUAGAAGAAAUCAAAAGUCUUCCUUUACGGACAUACACAGGUCACAAAAACGAAAGAUUUAAAUGUCAAAUUCAAGUUUCUGAUGACAAUCAAUCUAUAUGAAGUGGGUCUGAAGAUGGAAAUCUAUAUGGAUGGGAUCUUCAAUCACAACAGGUUAUUAACACUAUCAGACUUGCUGAAGAAAAUGCAAUAGUCCAUGCUUUUGAUAUAAAAAGUGACUUAAUCGUCUACACAACUCAUAAUAAAGGAGAGACUAAAGAUACAGGAAGUCUUGUAAUUUCUAAAUUCGAAAAGAUAGAAAACGCUUAA